Elephantulus edwardii (Cape elephant shrew) is the source of this 1122-nucleotide messenger RNA. RefSeq names its product RNA terminal phosphate cyclase-like 1 (gene RCL1). The transcript has 9 exons. Bases 1 to 1122 code for a protein of 373 amino acids. The record is from RefSeq and is a predicted model, not a curated record. Gene Ontology annotation, molecular function: RNA endonuclease activity. Lineage: Eukaryota; Metazoa; Chordata; Mammalia; Macroscelidea; Macroscelididae. Gene Ontology annotation, cellular component: nucleolus. Gene Ontology annotation, biological process: ribosome biogenesis; endonucleolytic cleavage of tricistronic rRNA transcript (SSU-rRNA, 5.8S rRNA, LSU-rRNA).
AUGGCCGCCCCGGCGCACUCCCUCGCCUACACGGGCUGCAACUUCUUGCGCCAGCGGCUUGUCUUGGCCACGCUGAGCGGGCGCCCGGUCAAGAUCCGCAAGAUUCGGGCCAGGGACGACAGCCCGGGCCUCCGAGAUUUUGAAGCCAGCUUCAUCCGCCUGCUGGACAAGAUCACCAACGGUUCUCGGAUUGAAAUAAACCAGACAGGCACGACCCUGUACUACCAGCCCGGCCUCCUGUACGGCGGCUCUGUGGAGCAUGACUGCAGCGUCCUCCGCAGCAUCGGCUAUUACCUGGAGGCCCUCCUCUGCCUGGCACCCUUCAUGAAGCACCCGCUGAAGGCUGUUCUGCGAGGCGUCACCAAUGACCAGGUGGACCCAUCCGUUGACAUUCUUAAAGCGACAGCUCUCCCACUAUUGAAACAGUUUGGAAUCGAUGGCGAAUCCUUUGAGCUAAAGAUCGUGCGGCGGGGGAUGCCCCCUGGCGGUGGCGGCGAAGUGCUUUUCUCAUGUCCCAUCAAGAGGGCCCUGAAGCCCAUUCAGCUCACGGACCCCGGGAAGAUCAAGCGUAUCCGCGGAGUGGCGUACUCCGUUCGUGUGUCCCCGCAGAUGGCCAACCGGAUCGUGGACUCUGCAAGGAGCAUCCUCAACCAGUUCCUCCCCGACAUCUAUAUCUACACAGACCACAUGAAAGGGGCCGGCUCUGGGAAGUCCCCAGGCUUUGGGCUGACCCUUGUUGCUGAGACCACCAAUGGUACCUUCCUCAGUGCUGAGUUGGCCUCCAACCCUCAGGGCCAGGGCACAGCCGUGCUUCCUGAGGAUCUGGGCCGGAACUGUGCCAAGCUGCUUCUGGAGGAGAUCUACAGGGGCGGCUGUGUGGAUUCCACCAAUCAGAGCCUGGCUCUGCUGCUCAUGACCCUCGGGCAGCAGGACGUUUCCAAAGUCCUCCUGGGACCACUGUCCCCUUACACGAUAGAGUUUUUGCGACAUCUGAAGAGCUUUUUCCAGAUUAUGUUUAAAAUUGAAAGCAAGCGGUGUGGUGAUGAGCUCAAGGGCGGGGACAAGGUGCUGAUGACUUGUGUUGGUGUCGGCUUCUCCAACCUCAGCAAGACCCUCAAGUGA